GAUCUUUGCGACAGUCCGUCAAUGGCGCACGCGUCGCAAUACGGCAGCGUGGAGAAGAUGGCGGAGGGAGUAAACGAUGCCGAGCUACUCAAGGAGAAGGCCAAUAAAUACUUUAAAGAUAAAGACUAUGAAAAUGCAAUCAAGUACUACUCGGAGGCCUUGGAGCUCAAUCCAUCCAAUGCAAUCUACUACAGCAACCGUAGCCUGGCGUACCUGCGCACCGAGUGCUAUGGCUACGCUUUGGCAGAUGCGACCAAGGCGCUGGAUAUUGACAAGAACUACAUCAAAGGCUAUUACCGACGGGCCACCUCCAACAUGGCACUGGGCAAGUUCAAGGCUGCACUCAAGGACUAUGAGACGGUAGUGCGCGUUCGACCGAACGACAAGGACGCGAAGAUGAAGUACCAGGAAUGUAACAAGAUCGUCAAGCAGAAGGCCUUCGAGAGAGCCAUCGCCAGCGACGAGAUCAAAAAGUCAGUCGUUGACUCUCUGGACAUUGAAAGCAUGACCAUCGAGGACGAUUACACGGGGCCCAAACUGGAAGAGGGCAAGGUCACCCUGAAGUUCAUGAAGGAAAUGAUGGACUGGUUCAAAGAGCAGAAGAAACUGCACAGAAAGUGCGCCUAUCAGAUUUUAGUGCAAGUGAAAGACCUUUUAUCCAAACUACCUAGUCUCGUUGAAGUAACACUACAAGAGGCGGAAAAAAUGACCAUUUGUGGCGACACGCAUGGACAGUACUACGAUCUCCUCAACAUUUUCGAGUUGAACGGCCUGCCGUCGGAGAGCAAUCCCUACCUGUUCAAUGGUGACUUUGUAGACCGCGGCUCAUUUUCUGUAGAGGUCAUCCUCACCCUGUUUGGCUUCAAGCUGCUCCUCCCCGACAACUUUUACCUGCUUCGAGGUAACCACGAGACGGACAACAUGAACCAGAUGUACGGCUUUGAGGGGGAGGUGAAGGCCAAGUACACGGCGCAGAUGUUCCAGCUCUUCAGCGAGGUCUUUCAGUGGCUGCCGCUCGCGCAGUGCAUCAACAGCAAAAUACUGGUGAUGCAUGGCGGGCUAUUCAGUGAAGAUGGCGUGACGUUGGAGGAUCUCAGAAAGAUCGAGCGGAACAGACAGCCACCAGACUCGGGUCCAAUGUGUGACCUGCUCUGGUCGGACCCCCAGCCUCAGAACGGCCGGUCGAUCAGCAAGCGAGGCGUGAGCUGCCAGUUCGGGCCCGAUGUGACGGAUCGCUUCCUGGAUCAGAACAAGCUGGAUUUCAUUAUCCGGAGUCACGAAGUCAAGGCGGAGGGCUACGAGGUCACUCACUCAGGGAAGUGCAUCACCGUCUUCUCGGCACCCAACUACUGUGACCAGAUGGGAAACAAAGGAGCUUUUAUCCGCCUCAGGGGAUCCGACCUUAAGCCAGAGUUCCACCAGUUCACUGCUGUGCCUCAUCCGAAUGUCAAGCCCAUGGCGUAUGCCAACACGCUAAUGCAGCUGGGGAUGAUGUAGACCCAAGACAAAGUCGGUCCGCCAAGGCCACCGGACGCGUCCCACUUCACGCCCUUCAGCGCUCCCCGACUCCCACUUAGGCCUCAGGGAUCUCGCUCCUCCUAGCUUUUUGAGGGAGAUCCCUUAGACCCCCUCGCCUGGUCCACAAGGUUACCACUUCCAAACUGGAAAACAUUUCCACCGUUCGCUCGCCUCAUACAUGAAUACAACGCUCAAUACCGGAUGUGUCUCCGAAGUUUUUGUUUCAACUAUUUUAAAUGGAUCACCUAUCUGGUUCUUACCAAAGAUCUGUAGUGGAAUGAUAGUCAAGGGAUCACCCAGGAGCGACUCUCAAAGAGUUAAGCGCGUGCUCUCCAAGAUGGGUCAAGAGCGGCAUUUCCGUCAGUGUUUAACAGUACGUUAUCUUUUUUCACGUUGUAUUACUUUUCAGGUAUACGAGAUCUCCAUACAUGUUAAGAUCCCAGCUCGAAAAGAGAGACUGACUCUGGGUUCACACCGAGGUGCUGUUUGCCAUUUUUGACGUGUUAGCUGGAACGGACGUGGUCAAUGUUUUAUUUGCACUGCUUCUUCUUCCGGAGGAAGAUACUGCUGCUCCCCCCAACCCCUUGAUCUUUUCACCCCGGCAGCUCGCACACUGCCCCCACUCUCUGAACCCAAACACCCAACCUGUCACCCGGAUUGUGGAUUACCCUAGUAACACACAAAAAAGUAAAAACGUCCAAAAUGUAACCCUGUCUUGAAAACGCACAGCUGCAUUGUCUAAUGACCCUCUACUUUUUAGGUAAAGAAAUACACUGAUGUGUAUGUAUAUAUACUGUAUCAUUUAUUGAGAUUCCAUGUAAUGUUUGGAGAAAAAAAAAUAAAAAUCAGACCAGAGAUUUUA
Hippocampus comes (tiger tail seahorse) is the source of this 2380-nucleotide messenger RNA. It is a transcript of the gene ppp5c, whose product is annotated as protein phosphatase 5, catalytic subunit. The transcript has 13 exons. The record is from RefSeq and is a predicted model, not a curated record. Gene Ontology annotation, molecular function: hydrolase activity; protein binding. NCBI's taxonomy places the organism in Eukaryota, Metazoa, Chordata, Actinopteri, Syngnathiformes, Syngnathidae. Bases 22 to 1497 code for a protein of 491 amino acids.